AUGGGGGAAAAUGCUUCAAUUCUGACUGAUAUUCUGGAAAUCGAAGGAUUUGAAAUAGCUCCAGAGUUCACGUACCCUCUGUUUUUCUUGCUUCUGUUUGUUUAUUCCACUCUGCUCUUUUCUAACAUUUGUGUCCUUACACUCAUCAUAAAGGAAAAGAGUUUGCAUCAACCCAUGUACUUUCUUUUCUGUAACCUGUCUGUGAAUGACCUGAUCGGCAACACUGUCCUGCUGCCUCAGCUGAUGGCUCAUGUCCUUUCCACCAAACGUUUUCUCACCUACAACCAGUGUUUGCUUCAGGCUUUUCACAGCCACACCUUUGGAUCUGCAUCGCACAUGAUUCUUGUCAUCAUGGCAAUCGACAGAUAUGUGGCAAUCUGCCACCCUUUGCGGUACAGCACCAUCAUGACAAAUAGGACAGUGAUCAGUCUGUCUGCAACUGCCUGGGGGGUGUCCAUACUGCUGGUGUCUGUCCUCAUAGGUCUCACAGUGAGGUUGCCUCGUUGCAGAUCCCUUAUCCAAAAUGCGUUCUGUGACAACGCGUCGCUGUUCAAGCUUUCUUGUGAGGACGUGUCCAUUAACAACUUGUAUGGCCUGUUUUUCACUGUGCUGUGUUUUACCUGUUCGAUUGGAGGCAUCACUGCUACUUACAUCAGAAUAGCUCUCAUCUGCUGGAUGAAGAAAAACAAGGAGCUGAAUAGCAAAGCGCUGCAAACCUGCACAAGCCACCUCGUUCUUUAUCUCAUUAUGCUCUGGUCAGGGUCCCUAACUAUUAUAUUACAUCGAUUCCCAAAUUAUCCGGAUUUAAGGAAGAUUGCAUAUAUUUUAUUUCAUGUUGUGCCUGCUAAUUUAAAUCCUAUUAUUUAUGGACUACAAACAAAGUCUUUGCGAGACACAAUUACUCAUAGACUCCGAAGGAAAACUGUGAUUUCCAUCUAGCAUGUUUGCUGGUGAAGAUUCUCAGUCAUCCAGGUCAUGGUCAUUCUAAAAAAAAAAAGUAAAAAACAAAGCU
Fundulus heteroclitus (mummichog) is the source of this 1012-nucleotide messenger RNA. Its product is annotated as olfactory receptor 13H1-like. The transcript has a single exon. Bases 1 to 939 code for a protein of 312 amino acids. The record is from RefSeq and is a predicted model, not a curated record. Gene Ontology annotation, cellular component: membrane. Gene Ontology annotation, biological process: G protein-coupled receptor signaling pathway. Gene Ontology annotation, molecular function: G protein-coupled receptor activity; olfactory receptor activity. NCBI's taxonomy places the organism in Eukaryota, Metazoa, Chordata, Actinopteri, Cyprinodontiformes, Fundulidae.